Messenger RNA from Prorocentrum cordatum, 6412 nucleotides. The record is from the annotation of a GenBank genome assembly. NCBI's taxonomy places the organism in Eukaryota, Dinophyceae, Prorocentrales, Prorocentraceae.
GCUCGUGUCAUUGCGACUGUACCUCUCAUUCGGGGUCGCCAUCAUAACGACAGGAGGAGCCGCUGCAGCCAGCGGCGAGGACAAGAGCAACGGGGGCAAGAUCCCCGCACCCGUCUUCGAUGGCACGAGCAAGACCAUGAAGACGUACCGCCGAGAGGUCGCCACCUGGCAGAUCGGCACCGAGGUCAAGCCGCCCAAGCAGGGAGCGACCUUGCUGGCCAGCCUCAAGGGCAAGGCCGAGGAGGCGUGCGAGGAGCUCGACCUGGACGCCAUCAAGGGUGACGACUCGGUGGAGGUGUUCCUGGAGUACCUCGGGAAGCGCUUUCCCGAGAUCGAAGUGCUGGAGACCCCAGCGCUGCUGGAGACCUUCGUGCGCCCGGCCUGCGUCCGGCACAAGUACGAGAAAAUCCGCGACUACAACAACCGCUUCAAUGGGAUCGCCACCAAACUGAAGGCCAAGGGCAUCCAAGUGCCCGACGAGGUUUUGGCGGACCUGUACAUCAAGGGGGCCCGCCUGCCCCCGGAGCGCGCGGCGAGCGUGCUCAACGGUGUGGGCAACCAGUUCAACCCCACCAAGAUCCAGGAGCAGUUGAUGAUCAACUUGCCCAAGGGAUCGGUCGUGGACGGCAACAAGCGGGCGUACGCCACGGAGACCUACGAGGAGGAUCGUAGGGCCGAGCUCGACGGCGCGUCCUCAGACAGCUCCGACGACUACGAGGACGAGCUGCCCGACGAGCUGCAGGGCGUGAUCGACGAGGCGGAGGAGCAGGUAGCGUUCUUCACCAAGAAGAUGGUGCGCGCCAAGGACAAGCUGAAGGAGGCGAAGCAGGCGCGUGGCUACUUCGCCAAGCGCGACGGCGGCAACCCGCCGAAGAGAGACGAUCCCAAGAUCGCCAAGAUGAAGGCCAGGACACACUGCGGCGCAUGCGGCCAGAAGGGCCAUUGGCGCGGUGACCCGCAGUGCUCGAAGAAGAACGACCCUAACGCCGAGGCCGACAUCCCGAAGAAGGGAAGCAACAGGACGAACAUCGCCACGCACGAGACCAGCGACGCGCAGGAGCCUCACGUGGCGGAGAUGACGGUCGCGGCGGUCUACCAGCAGGACCAGCGGGCCGCGGCUCGCGACAGGAAGUACGGCGCGCUGCACAGCAUCGACUGGGCGCAGAUCCGCCAGGCCGCCGAGUUACCCGAAGAAGUUACGGCGGCGGCGUUCUUCAUCAAUGAGGACCUACUGAAGGAGUCGGGGGGCAAGCUGACCUUCGACACGGCCUGCGCUCGGUGCGUCGGCGGCCUCGACUGGUACAGCGACAUCAAGAAGAGACUGGCCGCCUUCAACAUCCAGCCCAUCGAGUACCCCGAGAAGGAGCCGUUCCGGUUCGGGGCGUCGAAGGUGGUGUUCAGCCUCAAGGCGGCGCUGAUCCCCUGUUCGGUGAACGGACUGUUCAGCCGCAAGGCCCAGAGCGAGCUGGACAUAGUCUACCACGCCGGAGACAACAAGCUGGACAUCAAGUCGAUCGACGAGCACAACAUCCAGUUGGGCCUGAGCCGCGCCGGACACCCGACGCUGGACAUCGCAGGCUUCGCGCCGAUUUAUAAGCCCGUUUUGGACGUCUCGGAUACCAAGGCCGAGAUUCGUCUUCAUCCUUGCGCUUCUUACCAUGCUGAGACAGCUGUGGCCAGCGCCGCCAAGCCGGUGGUGCCCGAGGCUCGCCACCCAGGAGUUGCUUCGGAGGCCGACGAGUCUCCGUCGGAUACUGAUUGCAAUGCGCUCGGUAGCGCCGAACUGUUCGAGCAGCAGGUGCGCCAGGAGACGAGCCCGGGGGGCAGCGGCCAGAACUUGCCGACGACGAGUACUGCCCGUCUUCCGGCGAUAUCCAGCAUGCGGAUGCCGGAGCUGCAGGCCGAGGUGGCAAGCUACGACUUGGAUGCGCGCGACGCCACGUGCGACCAGCUCCGGGUGAUCUUGCGUGCGCUGAGGGCUGAGGGCCGCGAGAGCACGCCGCAGGGCGACUACAUCCCGGGGCUCGGCAAGAAGAACAAGGAGGAGCUCCAGCAGCUGCGUCGGGACCGCCAGAUCGAGUUCGACCAGCGCGCGCCCGUGCCGGAGCUCAGGCAGCGCCUCAAGGGCUGGAAGGUCGAGGACGCGGUCAGCAGUGCCGCGGCGACGGUGGCUCAUCCGAGCUCACAGAUCACCGGGGCCGACAAGAUGCGCUUUGGCAAGUGCCCCACGGCGGACUACCGCUGGGUGCUCAAGAACGACCUGGGCUACGCGCAGUGGGCGGCCAAGACCAUCUCGGAGGCAGUGAUGGCCGAGGAGGUGGUUGCUGGACGACGAAUGGGUGGCGCCAGCGGCUACGACUACGAGGGCCUCAGGCGGCGGUCAGGCAUCAAGAAGGGCAAGCGCGUCGGUUUCCUCUACCAGGUCACGGGCUUGCUGAGCGCCUUCGCCUCUCAGACGGUGCUCACCGCGGACUGGCUGGCUAGACCUCUCAAGCCCGUGGACGUCAAGGAGGCCUACAGCGUUCGCAGCCACCGCGUGGACGUCACGCAGGUGUUCGGAGGCGAAGGCGGCAUCACCGAGGCGGCGUGGAAGCGCCGGAUGACGGCCACAGAGGUGAUCGACCGCAAAUACGGAUGGGACUUACGCAAGCAGAAGGACCUCGACGCGACGUACGACCUGUACUACGCCUCAAGGCCGAAGUACGUGUCAAUCGAGCUACCCUGCACCCACUGCACGAACAUCACGCACCUCAACUUUCGGACGCCGCAGCUCGACUCUAGCGACAUGGCCAUGAUCGAGAACCUGGCCACCAGCCGGCUCUGGACACAGCGCGCGAUUUUGGAGCUACUGGCAGACGAGCGCGUGUACCAGGUGAGGUGCGACAUGUGCGAGUACGGAGCUCGACACUACAAGGCGGGGGGGCUCAUCAAGCACCCCACGAAGCUGCUCGUUACCCACAAGGAGUUCGAGCAGCUGAAGCGCACCUGCAGCCGCAGGCACCACGACCAGACCUUUGGGGGCAACGUGGCGGUGCGCAAGUCUGGCGUUUACCCCGCUAAGUUCUGCAGAGCGGUGGCGCGCAUUGUGGAGCAGGUGAUUCGGCGGCAAGGAGGGCAUCGCGCCUACCAGGUGGACUGCCAGUCGCACUCGUCGCCCUUCAUCGUGACAGUGCCCAGGGAGCAGGCCGCCGCCUACGUAAACGACACCGCGCCCCUGGGAGAGACGGGCGAGCCUGAUGAGAACCCAGACCCCAUAGGCGGCGGAGACGACUUCGCCGACACUCACGACGCGCGGGCCGAAGAUACUGUGGACGGCAGGAUCGGGGUCGGCGCGAUUGCUUUCACAAAGAAAGCAGCGGCCUGCUGCAAGCCAGCCGAGCUGGCCAUGCUCAAGAGACUCGAUGUCAAUUUGGGCCAUCCGUCUAAUGAAGAUUUGGGCCGCAGCUUGCGACUCAAAGGCGCUAAGUCGGCCACCGUCCAGGCCGUCGAGGGGCUGAUCUGCGGGGUGUGCCGCUCGCAGCAGCGCCCGAGCGCGAGGAGACCAGCGCACCUCCACUUCGUGCAAGAUUUUGGAGACGACGUCGGCUUCGACUGCUUCGAGCUCAAGGACGUCGACGGCAAGAGCUACUGGUAUUUCAGCAUCGUCGACCUGGCCACCACCUUCCAUGUCGCGACGCUGAUCGAUCGCCACACCAGCCAGGAGUUCGCUGCCGCGUUCGAGAGGUGCUGGGCCUCGUUGGCGGGCGUACCCGACCGAGUUCACUUCGACAUGGAGAAGGGGUUCGGCGGCGCCCUCAGCGAGCUGCUUCAGUCAGUCAACACAGUGCAGCUGCCCAUUGCUGGUCAGGCACAUUGGCAGGUUGGUCGCGCGGAACGCAAGGGAGCUUGGUGGAAGGAGCUCGCGGCGAGGACGAUCGAGCACUCGUCGAUCAGGGGCGAGGACGAGAUGCGGACGCUGGCCAUCAUGGUAUCGGGCGCGAAGAACUCGCUGAGAAGGCGAGCAGGCUUCAGCCCCGCGCAGUGGGUGCUGGGACGCGACCCCAAGAUGCCUGGAGACCUAGUCGACGACACGGCCAACUACAGCGCCCACAGCCUCGCGGCCAACGACGAGAAGAUUCGCCGCCGAUAUGCCAUUCGGACGGCGGCGCGCGAGUCGUUCAUGUGGAUGCAGAACGACGACCAGCUCCGGCGAGCUAUGCUGGCUCGCGCGCGCACGGUGGCGACGCCCUUGUCAGUGGGCGAGAUGUGCUACGUCUUUCGCCAGGUCAAGAAGAAGGAGCAGCGGGAGCAGUACAACCGCAACGCCAAGAAGGGCAUCUGGCGAGGGCCGUGCGUAGUCAUCGGCCACCAAGGCGAGAACACCUGGGUCUCCCUAGGAGGGCACACCAUGCGGGUGGCCCCGGAGCACAUCAAGGCACUCGCUCCGGACGACGUCUGGUUCCCGAACGGCAGGGACGAGAUCGGUCAGGCCGUGGCCGAGCUCAACCGGGCUCGCGACUCGCUCGAACAAGAAGAGGCUCAGGUGGAGGACAUCCGCCCGGCGCCUGGCGAGCCCGAGGUCAAGCCAGACGAGAUGGAGCAGGCGUGGCGGGAAUUCAUCGACAACCCGGACGACAGCGACCUCAAGCUGAACGUCUCCGAGGAUCCGCCCCAGCAGGAGCAGAUCCAGGCGCUGCCCGCCGACGUGCCGCAACAAGCUGAAGAAGAGCGAACCUACGGCCCUGGCGAGUUCCGACGACGUCGAGCUACCUUCGACGGAGGGGACAGCGGCGACUUCGGCCCGGCCUUCAAGCGACUCCAGACCGAGAGGGAGCACGCAGGCUCUGGCGCCCUGCCCGCAAGGGCAACUUCGCGGGACCGCGCGGCGGCCCCCGAUCAGGAGGCAGCGGCCGGACCCGAAGCAGGAGGAGCCCGCCAACGUUCGAGGUCGGCUCCAAGACAAGUAUUGCAAACCUCCAUCGUGACCGAGAGGAUCAAGCGCAAGCAGGCCGACAAGGAGAUCCACUGGAGGGCCAUCAAGGACUCUGAUCGGGAGCUCUUCAGGGAGGCGGCCGCCAAGCAGUGGAGCGAGUGGCAGAAGUAUGGCUCUUGUCAGGUACUCUCCAUCGAGGAGUCCGAGGCGAUCAGGGGCAUGAUCAAGCCCAGCCUCAUCCUGCCCAGCCGGUUCGUGUACCGGGACAAGAACGCCCCGCUGCGGACCGACAAGCAUCCGCUGCCGGUCAAGGCAAAGGCCCGACUCUGCGUCGGGGGUCACAUGGACCCGCGCCUCGCUCAGGGCGACCUGCGGACGGACGCGCCCACGGUCACCCGCAACUCGACCAUGCUGUUCUUCACCAUCUGCCAGAGGUUCGACCUGGAGAUCUACGCGGCGGACGUGGAGGCGGCUUUCAUGCAAGGCGACGAGCAGCCCGACCAGCAGCUGUACAUGGCCCAGCCUCGCGAAGGGUUGCCUGGGCUGAACCCGAAGCAGCUGAUCAAAAUCCUCAAGGGAGUUUUCGGGCUGGCCACGGCACCGAGACAAUGGUGGGCGAAGCUCAAGAGGACAUUGCUGGCGGUGGAGGAGAAGCUGAGCGACAACUACGUGUUUCGCCUACACCAGCACUCGCUAGACCCAGCGCUGUACUACGGCUACGACCAGCACGGUGAGCUCUGUGCGGUGGUGGUCGCCCACGUGGACGACUUGCUGCUGGGGAUCUCGCGCGAGUACCCGGGCCUCUACGACAGGCUUCACAAGCUUUUGCCCUGGGGCGACUGGCGAGGCUUGCCUUUUACCUUUUGCGGCAAGCAGGCCUGGCGAGAUCAAGAGGAAGUACUACAUCUACGACAGACCGAGUACGCGAACACCAUCGAGGAGAUUCCGCUCAGCAAGGAGCGCAAGACGGACCUGUCGUCAGAUGCUACGCCAGCCGAGUUCUCGGACAACCGCUCCGCACUCGGAGCGCUCGGGUGGCUUUCAUCGCAGACUCGUCCCGACCUGGCAGCUGGAGUGGCCAUGGGGCAGCGGACCCAGAACAAGCCCACCAUCCAGGACUUGCUCGAGACGAACAGGCUCAUCAAGUUGGCGCGGAAGCACGCGGGCGUGGGUUUGGAGUUCCCUAAGUUACGUGGGCCUCUGUGCCUGGUGACGUACCACGACGCCAGUUGGGCCAACGCUGACGAGCCAGCUGAAGGCGCCAUCUCCAAGUUGCUCGCCAAGACCGUGGGGGCAACCAGUAAGGACAAGAAGAUCAAGAUUCGCUCGCAGGCUGGCUACGUGAGUUUUCUCGCAGGCUGUGCUCAGAUUACACGCUGCGUUUUCGCUUCGCUAGAGAUUGCGGAUGCCCAUCCAGAGGACAUCCCGCCGAGUCUGUUGCCGCUCGCUCAGGUCACAGAUUGCGCCAGCUUGUACGAUACGAUGCAUAAAGACUGUUAA